CCCUGCUGUUUGUCUGCCGGCUUCUCUACUUUUGCCCAAGCAAAUUUCCCCUUAGAAGCUACCCUCGCAAGCUGUCAAGGGCUAAACACCGAUCACGAUACAAACAAAUUCCUUGAGACCUGUUUUAAAUACUUCUCCCCGGAUGGACAGGAGAAUGUUUGUGGCUGUCGUACCGAUAACGAACUCUGCCAGCUAGCCGCCAGUAUUGAUACUGGCUUGCCACUCCCUCUUCUGUCUAAGGGUGGGAAGACGCCAGCCAUCACACCAUCCCCCAUGUCGGCUUUUAUGAUUCAGUUGAGAACCUCUUCCUCAAAUUUUCACCAGCAAGUCGCGAUGUCCAAGAAAGCCUUCGGAGAGACUAUUCCAGGUGUGAUGCAUAUCGGUGUGCUAUUACGAAGAUCUAGAGCUCCGGUCACGAAUUUCCCUCUGGCGAACGAAGCGGCAUUUUACAUGCUGUUCAUAUUAUCCCAUCUGCCCUUGGAAAUUUUACAAGUGACAAUGGAAGACAGCAUACCUCUAAGGUCGCCACACACCCUCGAUAUAUCACCUGAAGAUGUGCACCGUGAGAAUAAUAUGAAUAUGAUGGCGAUGAUCACCCCACUUUAUGAAGAGUUUGGCCACUUUCACUUUGUUCUUGAGGCCAUUCCGACCCCUAAUCCCCUAGUCCUUUCCACGCUUCGGAUAUGCUUAUACGUCCUUCUUACCCCGCGUCGGGAUUGUGAUACUGACUAG
This is a messenger RNA of Penicillium verrucosum, 732 nucleotides long. RefSeq lists its product as uncharacterized. The record is from RefSeq and is a predicted model, not a curated record. The transcript is spliced from 3 exons. The annotation marks the transcript as partial. Lineage: Eukaryota; Fungi; Ascomycota; Eurotiomycetes; Eurotiales; Aspergillaceae.